Malania oleifera is the source of this 1218-nucleotide messenger RNA. RefSeq lists its product as uncharacterized. The record is from RefSeq and is a predicted model, not a curated record. Gene Ontology annotation, molecular function: RNA-DNA hybrid ribonuclease activity; nucleic acid binding. Bases 1 to 1218 code for a protein of 405 amino acids. Lineage: Eukaryota; Viridiplantae; Streptophyta; Magnoliopsida; Santalales; Ximeniaceae. The transcript is spliced from 2 exons.
AUGAGACAGAUUCCACAGCGGCCGGAGAGUUUGGGAAGGAUGAUGAAGUGGUCAAUCGAAUUAAGUGAGUUCGACAUACAAUACCAACCAAGGCCCGCUGUCAAGGCCCAAGUGCUCGUUGACUACACAGCCGAAAGGCUCCCCGAGUCAGCUGCUAAGUCAGAUGUAUGGCCGCUACACAUUGAUGGGUCGUCUAACAUGACUAGAAGGGAAGCUGGAUUCAUCCUCUUAGCCUCGAACGGCAGUGAAACUCUUUUCGCACUAAAAUUAGAGUUCUUAGAAACCAACAACGAUGUGGAGUAUGAAGCUUUGUUAGCAGGUCUACGCUUGGCAAAAGCACUAGGGGUGGCACAGUUCAAGGUAUUAAGUGAUUCCCAGCUGGUGGUAGAGCAGCUGAAAGGAGAAUUUGAGGUUAGGGAUCAAAAAAUGAAGAAGUAUCUCGCCAAGGCCCAAGAAUACGCAAAAGCGUUCAUUCAUUUCGAUAUAGAACGCGUACCAAGGGCUGAGAACAAAAAGGCCGAUGCACUCGCUAAAUUGUCCUUAGCAACCAGCUCGGAAUGGAAGGACACUAUUUAUCUAGAGCGGAUAGGGAAGCCCUCAUAUGAGGAGGACAUAAUUAACUCGUUGGAAUCUAAAAUCAGCAAGGAGGAUUGGAGGGCGCCUCUAUUCCUGUACCUCCACGACAGAUCCCUACUAGAGGACAACAAGGAAUCUCUAAAAGUGAUAAGGAAGGCAGCAAGAUAUACGAUGAUAGGCCGAGAGCUAUACAGACGAUCCCUAACACUGCCAUACCUUCAUUGUCUAAGGGAAAUCUACGAAGGAGUGUGCGGAAACCACCUUGCCAAUAGGGCCUUAGCCCACAAAGCCAUGCGGCAGGGAUUUUACUGGCCCACGAUGAAGAAAGAUGCGCUCAAACUCGUCAAACAAUGCGACAAGUGUCAGAGAUGCGCAGUAGUACCACACGUACCAUCUAAUCUCCUCUCCCCUCUUACUAGUCCCUGCCCCUUCGCCCAGUGGGGAAUAGACAUGUUGGGACCUCUACCGCAGGCAACUGGUCAAAGAAAGUUUUUGGUGGUAGCGAUCGACUAUUUCACUAACAAUAGGAGGUCUGGGGUUGGUAUGGUGGCUGCCAUGGGUGCUGCUCUGCUGGUAUGCUGUAACUCUAGUGUGGCUGGGACAGCAAGAAGAGCUGCUGGCUUUCGAGUUGCAAAGGGUUAA